This is a messenger RNA of Auxenochlorella protothecoides, 2253 nucleotides long. RefSeq names its product Pyruvate kinase isozyme G, chloroplastic. The record is from RefSeq and is a predicted model, not a curated record. The coding region runs from base 1 to 2253 and encodes 750 amino acids. Gene Ontology annotation, cellular component: cytoplasm. The transcript is spliced from 9 exons. Gene Ontology annotation, biological process: glycolytic process. Lineage: Eukaryota; Viridiplantae; Chlorophyta; Trebouxiophyceae; Chlorellales; Chlorellaceae. Gene Ontology annotation, molecular function: magnesium ion binding; pyruvate kinase activity; potassium ion binding.
AUGCUGGAGGUUAGCAGCGCAGACACCCUCUGCAGGUGGAUGGGCUACGCCAAGGCGGGUUCGGUCAGGGAGACCACUCUCCAUGUCCUCGGCCUUUCCGUCGGUGCCAUCAAGAUGAGCCCCUUUGAGGUCAUCAACGAGCGUUCCACCAAGAUCAUGGUGAGCGUAGAGUGCCUCAAGGCCGGACAGAAGGCGUGCACAGCAGACAAGAAUGGCAACAUUGGUACCGGGAAUAAGGGAAAUAACAAUUUUGGCGACUACAACGACGGCAACAACAACAUCGGGAACUCCAACAUGGGAGACCUCAACUGGGGUUACAACAACAAGGGCACCAAUCUGCGGUGCAACAACGCGAUUGGAACUCGAAAGGUUUUGAACAUGUGCAGCCUGAAGGAACUUGGCAAGUCGUGCUCAGUGUCUACGGUGAGGCCCUUUGGGGCGUUCAGCCCCCAUCAGGCAGGGACCCGGAGGCCCGCGCACACCGCAGCCCGUGUGCUGUGCACUGCCACUCCGCCCGUAAACCGCGGCGGUGGGAGGCCCGAGCCUUCCCGACCCACCACCGCCACCUCCGCCGUUGCCGGGUAUGCCAAGGGCAUUUCCCUGUCCCCCUCCUUGGCGUCUCAGCAGCUGGACGACGAGGAUGGGGAGUACUCCCUGAACGCGCCCCCCCGGAAGACCAAGACGGUGUGCACCAUCGGCCCCACCUCCUGCGACCGGGAGGCGUUCUUCCGCCUCGCCGACUCCGGCAUGAAUGUCGUGCGCCUCAACAUGUCCCACGGCGACCACGCCUCCCACCAGCAAGUCAUCGAUCUGGUGCGGGAGUACAACGCGAUGGGCCGGCGCAACUUGGCCAUCAUGCUGGACACCAAGGGGCCCGAGGUGCGCUCCGGUGACGUCACCCAGCCCCUGGAGCUGCGGGCCGGGGAGACGGUCACCUUCACCAUCGUCGCCGGCGCGGACGGCACCAACAAUCGCAUCGGAGUGAACUACGACGGCUUCAUCGACGACGUGGAGCUGGGCGACAUCCUGCUGGUGGACGGCGGCAUCAUGAGCGCGGUGGUGCGCUCCAAGACCGACACCGAUGUGGUCACCGAGAUCGUGGACGGGGGGAGCAUGAAGUCGCGGCGCCACCUGAACAUCCGCGGCAAGUCGGCCAACCUGCCCGCCAUCACCGACCGCGACUGGGCCGACAUCCGGUUCGGGCUGGAGCAGGGCGUGGACUACUAUGCACUGUCCUUUGUUCGCACCGCCGACGUCAUCUACGAGCUCAAGGACUGGCUGGCGCGGGCGGGGGCCACUGGCACCUCCGCCAUCGGCGUGCUGGCCAAGAUCGAGUCCGCCGACUCCGUGGCCAACCUGGACGCCAUCCUGGACGCGGUGGAUGGCGCCAUGGUGGCACGCGGGGACCUGGGCGCCGAGCUGCCGGUGGAGGAGGUGCCCUACUGGCAGUCCAAGAUCGUGAGGGGGUGCCGCAAGCGCGGCAAGCCCGUCAUCGUCGCCACAAACAUGCUGGAGUCCAUGAUCAAAUGCCCCACGCCCACCCGGGCGGAGGUGAGCGACAUCGCCAUUGCGGUGCGUGAAGGUGCUGACGCGGUCAUGCUGUCGGGCGAGACCGCGCACGGCUCCUUCCCCUUCAAGUCCCUGGACGUCAUGGCCAUGGUGGCCAGGCGCACUGAGCGUGCCAUGCUCAGCUACGAGGGUGCGCGUCGGUAUGGGAGCGAGGAGUCGGACGCCAUCGACUGGAUCAUGCCCCCCUCCCGCAGCAUGAACUCCCUGUCCGACGUGGGCAUCAGCGAGAUGUUUGCCUACCACGCGGUGACCAUGGCCAACACCAUCCGCACCAGCCUGGUGGUGUUCAGCCGCAAAGGCCAUAUGCCCGCCCUCCUCUCCCACUACCGCCCCGACUACCCCAUCUACUGCUUCACCGAGAACGAGGCGGUGCAGCGCCGGAUGGCCCUGCUCCAUGGCGUCACCGCCAUCUACACCCGCUUCUCCGAGAAGGCGGCCGUCACCUUUGACGCCGCCAUCGAGGAGCUGAAGCAGCGCGGCUACGUCAAGGGCGGCCAGCUGGUGGCCAUCGUGCAGAGCGGGCGCCAGCCCAUCUGGAGGUCCUCCUCCACCCACAGCAUCGCGGUGAGGGCGGUGCCCCGCGACGUGGUGCCCGACGACUCCGACGAGGAGGAGGAGGAGAAGGCCAAGGCCAAGGCCGCCAAGGUCGGGCGGGCAGGGGUCACCCCGGCCAUCCUCACCUGA